Messenger RNA from Chlorella variabilis, 1259 nucleotides. RefSeq lists its product as hypothetical. Lineage: Eukaryota; Viridiplantae; Chlorophyta; Trebouxiophyceae; Chlorellales; Chlorellaceae. Gene Ontology annotation, molecular function: ATP binding; protein kinase activity. The transcript has 7 exons. Gene Ontology annotation, biological process: protein phosphorylation. The coding region runs from base 50 to 1189 and encodes 379 amino acids. The record is from RefSeq and is a predicted model, not a curated record.
UCGCUGUGCCGCUGCCGUUCAUGGCAGUGGCGUGCCGCGCCGACCAAUUAUGCGGGUGCAAUCGCCGCUCUGCUACCGCAGCAUGUUUGCUGGCGGCGACAGCGAGGAGGAUUUCGCGGCCUGGAAAGCGCCGCGGCUGCCACCGCAGGGCCUGACGCGCUACAGGCAAGAUUUCAAGGAGAUUGGAUUGCUGGGGCAGGGCAACUUCUCCAAGGUGUUCCGCGCCCGCCACCGCUUUGACGGCCGCGAGUAUGCAGUCAAGCGUACGCAGCGCGCUGCCGUGCCCGACGGCUCCUCCUUUGCGCAGUUCAUCCAGGAGGCGCAAGUGUUGGCUCACCUGCCGCCGCACCCGCACAUAGUCCAGUACUUUUCCUGCUGGUCAGAGCCACACCAGGGCGGCGAGCACCUGUACCUGCAACUGGAGAAAUGCGACGUCUCUCUGGGCAUUCAUGCCAGCCUUGGGGAGCAGCUCAAGGAAGGGGAUUUGCUGGAGGUGUUGCGACAGGUGGCAUCGGCUCUGGCCCACUUGCACCGGCAUGGCGUUGUACACAUGGACGUGAAGCCCGAUAACAUUUACCUGCAAGACCUGCCGGAAGAGGAGGCCCUGGCUGGCGGUGGUGCAAGCACCUGGGAAACCUGCCCUGGGGUGCGGUACAAGCUGGGCGACUUUGGGCAGGCCACGCGGCUGGACCUCAAAACGCCGAUGGCUGUGGAUGAGGGUGACUGCCGCUACUUGCCCUUGGAGGUGCUGCGUGGCGAGCUGGGCCAACUUGCCAAGGCAGAUAUGUUUGCGCUGGGGGCCAGCCUGCUGGAGCUGGCAACCCGGGCGGAGCUGCCUAGUGGCGGGCACCAGUAUGCUGACUUGCGGGCGGGCAAGCUGCCGCUGCUGCCCACCUUUACGCAGCGCUUUGCCAACAUGAUCAGGACGCUCAUGGCACCCAACCCACUGGACCGACCCAGCGCUGAAAAGGUGCUGCAGUCACCGCUUCUGGCAUGCAGGUCGGCAUCGCCGCCGGGCACGCAGCAGCAGCAACCCCUUGUGCACCAGCCCAGCACGGCCUCCACACAGAGCGCAUCCACCAUGGACACCAGCGGGGGCGGCACAGCAGUUGCUGCAGGGGCUGCUGGUGGAGCGGUCAGCAGGCAGUUUGGCGGGCUGGUGCUGCAGCGAUCGACUGCGAAGAGAUGAUUCUACGCAUCAUAUGCUCCGUUUGAUGCAUAAAUUGCACUGAAGCUGUGCAUGCAAUGUCACCGCGAGG